GUUUUCUUGUGGCUUCUCUUAUCCAUCCGUAUCUCCUCCAGGUACCUAUAUGGGAAAAAACUAGAUGGCAAUGCCUUUGUCCUCUUUGGGGUGAAGGUGGAUGAUGAGAAGAGGAGUAUCCCGCAGUCUCUCAAGAGAAUCUCGAUAGAAGAUGGAGACGGGGAAGCAACGCUGACCAGAGCGAUGCUGCAGGCUCGGUUCGCCAACCUGAACGAACUGGUUGGCCACUCGCUCUACAUCUCUGUCACCGUUUUGACAGAAUCUGGCAGCGACAUGGUGGAAGCGGAGAGAACCGGAAUUAACAUUGUGACCUCUCCCUAUCAGAUCCACUUCACAAAAACACCCAAGUACUUCAAGCCUGGGAUGCCCUUUGAACUCAUGGUAAUAUCUCUUCUUCUGGAUCAUGCCCACUGUUGCCUGAGGUGUAUAAAGAGGAGAGAACUAUGGGUACUAGGGUGAUGAGGGUGGUAUAAG
Messenger RNA from Terrapene triunguis (Three-toed box turtle), 474 nucleotides. Its product is annotated as A.superbus venom factor 1-like. The record is from RefSeq and is a predicted model, not a curated record. The transcript is spliced from 3 exons. The annotation marks the transcript as partial. NCBI's taxonomy places the organism in Eukaryota, Metazoa, Chordata, Testudines, Emydidae.